CACAUUUCUCAUCAGUCUCGCACAAUACUACUCCAGAGAGAGAGAGAGAGUCAAUGGCGAUCCCAAUACCUACUCGCCAGCUCUUCAUCGACGGUGAAUGGAGAGAGCCUGUGAAGAAGAAACGUAUCCCCGUAAUCAAUCCCUCCACUGAGGAGAUCAUAGGGGAUAUUCCAGCUGCUACUGCGGAAGAUGUGGAUAUUGCAGUGGAUGCUGCUCGAAAAGCCCUUGCCCGGAAUAGAGGGAGAGAUUGGGCCUCGGCAUCUGGGGCACAUAGGGCCAAAUAUUUGCGUUCUAUUGCUGGACAGAUAACACUCAGAAAAGCUGAACUUGCAAAGCUAGAAGCAAUUGAUUGCGGAAAACCCCUAGACGAGGCUGCAUGGGAUAUAGAUGAUGUUGCUGCAUGUUUUGAGUACUAUGCAGACCUUGCUGAAGGCUUAGAUGCAAAGCAAAAGGCUCCUGUUUCUCUUCCAAUGGAGACAUUCAAGUGUCAUGUUUUAAAGGAACCAAUUGGGGUCGUUGGGCUGAUCACUCCAUGGAAUUAUCCUCUAUUGAUGGCUACAUGGAAAGUUGCUCCUGCCCUGGCUGCUGGGUGUGCUGCAAUCCUCAAGCCAUCUGAGUUGGCAUCGGUUACCUGUUUGGAGUUGGCUGAAGUGUGUAGGGAGGUGGGUCUUCCUCCAGGUGUCCUGAACAUUCUAACUGGAUUGGGCCCAGAAGCUGGUGCUCCUUUGUCAUCUCAUCCUCAUGUUGAUAAGAUUGCAUUUACUGGAAGUACUGCCACUGGGAGCAGGAUCAUGACUGCUGCAGCUCAAAUUGUCAAGCCAGUCACACUUGAGCUUGGUGGAAAGAGUCCCAUUCUUGUGUUUGAGGAUGUUGACCUUGAUAAGGCUGCUGAAUGGGCUAUGUUUGGUUGCUUUUGGACAAAUGGUCAGAUCUGCAGUGCAACCUCUCGACUUCUAGUGCAUGAAAGCAUUGCGAUAGAAUUUUUGGACAAGCUAGUGAAGUGGACCAAAAGCAUUAAAAUUGCAGACCCCAUGGAAGAAGGUUGCAGGCUUGGCCCAGUUGUUAGUGCAGGACAGUAUGAGAAGGUAAUGAAGUUCGUAUCGACAGCUAGGAGUGAAGGUGCAACCAUCUUGUGUGGUGGGGCUCGUCCUCAGCAUUUGAAAAAGGGAUACUUUGUUGAGCCAACCAUUAUAAGUGAUGUAACAACCUCCAUGCAAAUUUGGAGGGAGGAAGUAUUUGGACCUGUUCUCUGUGUUAAAACAUUUAGCACUGAAGAUGAAGCCAUUGAACUGGCAAACGACAGCCAUUAUGGGCUAGGUGCUGCGGUGAUAUCAAAAGAUUUGGGAAGGUGUGAGCGGGUGACGAAGGCUCUUGAGGCUGGCAUUGUCUGGGUCAACUGCUCACAGCCAUGCUUUUGUCAAGCUCCAUGGGGAGGCAACAAACGCAGUGGUUUUGGGCGUGAAUUGGGCGAAUGGGGACUCGAUAACUACUUGAGUGUGAAGCAGGUCACGCAGUACAUCUCUGAUGAACCGUGGGGGUGGUACCCAUCUCCUUCAAAGCCAAAGCUUUAAACGCUUCCUUCAGAAGCAGAAAGUGUUGGAAGUUCGCCAUUGUACCACAUUACUGGAAGAAAACAGGUCCAGAACCUCUGUAAGCUGUCGAGAACUCAAUCUAGAAGAAACUUUGAGAUUUUUACAAAUCGGCAAUGCUAGUUUGAUUCUUAUACAGUUGGUUAAUCCCAGGGUAAUGGAUCUACCAAGUAUAGGUGGACAGUAGAAAGUUUGAUCUUCCGCCAUGACACAAUAUGUUAUAUUUUUCUUUUGAGAGUUGAACUUUGUUUGAGUACUAAAAAUGGAAGAAUGUUAUGUGGCUCUUGAACCGGUUGAACUUGUUUCAUGGUGACUUAGGCUUAAUGGGAUCAAAAAACAGAAAUAAUCUCCCUAUAUGUAGGAGGAUAAAGAUCCAUACAUCUUACCCAUUUCAGACCCUGCAGUGUACAAUUUCUCUGUAUGUAGUAGCAGGAGUCUCUUGCAUGGAUUUGAGCUUUUUGUAUUUCC
Molecule: messenger RNA, 2057 nt
Organism: Camellia sinensis
Lineage: Eukaryota; Viridiplantae; Streptophyta; Magnoliopsida; Ericales; Theaceae
Product: aminoaldehyde dehydrogenase 2, peroxisomal
Molecular function (GO): oxidoreductase activity, acting on the aldehyde or oxo group of donors, NAD or NADP as acceptor
Source: RefSeq, a predicted model, not a curated record